Molecule: messenger RNA, 1698 nt
Organism: Ramularia collo-cygni
Lineage: Eukaryota; Fungi; Ascomycota; Dothideomycetes; Mycosphaerellales; Mycosphaerellaceae
Product: probable sugar transporter STL1
Exons: 3
Coding region: 1-1698 (565 amino acids)
Biological process (GO): transmembrane transport; carbohydrate transport
Cellular component (GO): membrane
Molecular function (GO): carbohydrate:proton symporter activity
Source: RefSeq, a predicted model, not a curated record
AUGGCUCCCAAUGACUCCUCCUCGCGUAUGCAUGGCUUGCAUGGCAAGAAGCUCAUCUAUUUCUUGUCCAUUUUUGUUUCGCUGGGUGUAUUUUUAUUUGGAUAUGAUCAGGGUGUUAUGUCGGGUAUCAUUACGGGUCCGUACUUCAAGGACUACUUCAACCAGCCCUCUCCCGCAGAAAUCGGAACCAUGGUGGCUAUUUUGGAGGUGGGAGCUUUUAUUUCAUCCCUCAGCGUGGGCCGCAUUGGAGACAUGAUUGGGAGAAGGAAGACAAUUCUGUACGGCGCAAUGGUAUUCGUGGUUGGAGGAGCCAUUCAGGCUUUCGCUACAGGCAUGCCUACGAUGAUGCUCGGGAGAAUCAUCGCCGGUUUUGGCGUGGGUGCGCUCAGCACCAUUGUGCCUGUAUACCAGAGUGAGAUCAGUCCGCCUCAUAACCGCGGCAAGCUCGCAUGCAUUGAGUUYUCGGGAAAUAUCUUCGGGUACAUGUGCAGUGUCUGGGUGGACUAUUUCUGCAGCUAUAUCGAAAGCGACUGGGCAUGGCGGUUCCCGCUGCUCAUGCAAGUCGUGAUGGGAAGUCUGCUGGCUGUGGGAAGCUUCCUCAUAGUGGAGUCGCCGAGAUGGCUAUURGACAACGAUCACGAUGAGGAAGGAAUUGUGGUGAUUGCCAACCUGUACGGGAAAGGCGAUAUUCACAACCCCAAGGCUCGGGAUGAGUAUCGCGAGAUCAAGAUGAACGUUCUCCUUCAGCGCCAGGAAGGAGAGCGCUCGUACAGGGACAUGUUCAAGCGUUACGGAAAGCGAGUGUUCAUCGCCAUGUCUGCUCAGGCAUUGGCGCAAUUGAACGGAAUCAACGUCAUCUCCUAUUACGCGCCGCUUGUUUUCGAACAAGCAGGCUGGGUAGGACGAGACGCCAUUCUUAUGACGGGAAUCAACGGACUUACUUACCUGGCUUCUACAAUCCCUCCCUGGUACCUGGUAGAUCGCCUUGGAAGACGCUUCAUUCUGCUAACAGGAGCCGUGGCCAUGAUCAUAUCGUUAUCCGCCAUUUCCUACUUUAUCUACAUCGAUAUCCGGCUCACACCUACAUUGGUCGUCAUUUUCGUGAUGAUCUACAACGCCGCUUUUGGAUACUCAUGGGGUCCGAUUCCAUGGCUAUACCCUCCAGAGAUUCUGCCGCUCAGCAUUCGUGCAAAGGGUGCCAGUCUGUCUACCGCAGCCAACUGGGCUUUCAACUGGCUGGUGGGAGAGAUGACUCCCAUCUUGCAGCAGGCAAUCAAGUGGCGGCUGUAUCUAAUGCACGCAUUCUUCUGCGCCGUCAGUUUUGUAGUUGUCUACUUCAUCUACCCCGAAACCGCAAACGUUCGUCUAGAAGACAUGAACUCCCUCUUCGGCGACGCAACCACCAUCGCUCCCACACCCGAAACCCUCGCAGAAGCCGAGUCUCUCUUCGGCGAUGCUCGAUCCCCGGUCCCCUCUUUCCGACUAGGAGAAGGCGGCGAGCCCGACGACAUGGACCUUCAACCUCCAGAAGUAGACGUCCAAGACGGCAAGCCCAUUCUCAACGAACGCGGCGAAGGCGUCGGAGGCUGGAUCAGCAAUGUCGUGAAGCGUGCCAAGGGUGAUGAUCCAGAUGGUAGUAGUGGGAACGGUGGUGGAAGUGGGAAGUAUAGUCGUGUUGGUCAGGAAGAUGAUCGAUGA